GACGGCGGCGGCAGGAGCGCGCCCGGGACGGCCGAGAACCCGGGGUCGGUCAUGAGCUUCCCCGGGGCCGCGGCGGUGCUGGCGGACAGAUUAUAACAUCAUGGCGGGGAGGAACCAGAAUCGAACUGUCUCCCUCCCAGGAACUCAGGGCAGCGGCCAGCUACAUACCUUUGGGAAUUGUACAGACAGUGACCUGUUGGAAGAAGAUGCUGAAGUGUAUGAACUUCGGCCCAGAGGAAGGGAGAAGGUUCGAAGAAGUACAUCGAGAGACAGGCUUGAUGACAUCAUUCUGCUAACAAAAGACAUACAGGAAGGAGACACUCUAAAUGCAGUAGCCCUUCAGUACUGUUGUACGGUAGCAGAUAUCAAAAGAGUUAACAACCUCAUCAGUGAUCAAGAUUUUUUUGCCCUUAGGUCUAUCAAAAUUCCAGUUAAAAAGUUUAGUUCUUUGACUGAAACUCUUCAUCCUCUGAAAGGAAGACAAGCUUUGCAUCCUCCACCCGUCGCAUGUGCUCCAGAGCGGGAAGCUGUGGCCCCCGGUGCCUGUCUGCCUUCCACUGAGUCAGCCGGCCGUUUCCUGGAAGAAGUGGACCGAGACAUAGAGCAGAUAGGGAAGUGCACCGACACCAAGAGGGAGAACCUGAGCGAGGUGGUGUCUGCCUUAACAGCACGACAGAGCCGCUUCGAACCGGAGAGCAGAAGCGCUCACAGAAAGGACCCGUACUAUGGAGCAGACUGGGGAAUUGGUUGGUGGACAGCUGUGGUGAUAAUGCUGAUAGUGGGUAUAAUAACACCAGUAUUUUAUUUGCUCUAUUAUGAAAUUUUAGCGAAAGUGGAUGUUAGUCACCAUUCAACAGUGGGCUCUUCACAUUUGCAUCCAGGACUCACACCUCCGUCACAGCACAGAGAAAUGGAAAAUGGAAUUGCUCCAACACAAGGAAUGCAUGUUAGUCAACAAGAUGACCAUAACCUAUAUAGGCAAGAUCCGCAAUCACCUGCUGCUCCACACAGAACGUAGCAGUGAGCUCUGAUCAGUGUUGAUGAGCAUGUAUGCCUAUGGAUAUGGCGGUUCACAGAUAGCCAACAGCUGCUUCGAAGUCAGCAUCCAGGGACAUCGAAGAUGCUCUGUUUUCACCUUGCUAGGAACCACUAAGCCUUUUACAAAUGGAUUGUCUGUAACACACACAUGUGCUUCUUUAUAUUGAGACUGGUCAGAAUACAUCUGCUGUAUCAGUUCUUAAAGCAGAAAUUAAUUUACUUGUAUGGUUAAGAAUUCUAACGUGCAAAAUGCUGUCAUUUUUCUUAUUCAGGAUUAGUUGUGAUUAAAUUUGUUUUUUGAAAAAUUAUUUUUUAAUUUAAGGUUGUUCAUGUCAAGAUUUUCAAAUGCUUAGCAGCUGAAGAAAAUUUGCUACCAUACCACCAAAAUACUGGUUUUGAUUCUAAAAUUAUGAUACCAAGUACUUAACACUCAAUUUUGAAACUUUUUUUUUUUUGUCUUUUGAGACAGGGUUUCUCUGUGUAGUUUUGGUGCCUGUCCUGGAUCUCGCUCUGUAGACCAGGCUGACUCUGUCUCCCAAGUGAUCUGCCUGGCUCUGUCUCCUCAGUGCUGGGAUUAAAGUCUUGCACCACCAUCGCCUGGUUUCAGUUUUGAAACUUUAAAAACGUGUUUUAGCACGUGUUAUGAGAGCAGAUGUAGAAACAGAUAUGGAAACGUAAUUUAUAAUUUCUGUAAUAGAGGCUAACAAAUAGAUUAAAUAUUUUAAGACCCCAAAAUAAUGUCUUAGGGUUGGAAACUUACCAAUUGACCACAAGGACACUGAAAUAGGUCAAGACCUAGUACAUAAAAAAGGAAAGCUUUAUGAGGAGCCCUCCAGCCUCACUUUCACUUAUCAUUUAAAAUAAAAUACUUGUAUCUGAUAUUUGGAAGCACUCUGUAGCACUUUGAAGUGUUAUUCAGAAAAGUAUAUUCAGCAAAUUCCUCUUUACAUACUGUGACGAAUCACUGCUGUUACAAAUAGUAACAUGCCUUAAUUACACUUCCUGCCUUACAAUGUUACUUUACGUGAGCUCACACACACUUUACAAUUGAAGUUGAAACAUUGUCAGAUUUCCUUCCAUAGGCUGUCAUUCCAUAGGCUGUGUAACUUUGUCUUCUCUUAAACACAAGUAAACAUGGAGUAGCAGAUUUGCACUAUCUGCCUCUCAUGUCUUGCAGAGAAAAAAUGAGUGAACAGGACUUUGACAUUAGCAGUAAACAGAUUGUUGUAUUUGGUGGCCCCUUGACCUCUGCUUUUCAAAAUAAAUGUCCUAUUUAGAUGAUCUAAAUGUACCUAAUAUACACUAUCAAACUGAGAAACACAGGCCAAAGUGUGAAUUAGUCAAAAGGGCUUAAUAGUGACAUUUUCUAAGUCUAUUGUGAGACAACCAGUUUGGCUAAGAAGCAUUUGUAUACUGAUUUCAGUGUUUAAUUUUAAAUAUGUGUUUUUAAAAUAUCAGUACAGGUGGUAGAAUUGGGAUUGCAUGUUUUCUGUAUAAUAAACUGCACACCUUAAAAUAUA
This is a messenger RNA of Peromyscus leucopus (white-footed mouse), 2558 nucleotides long. It is a transcript of the gene Lysmd3, whose product is annotated as LysM domain containing 3. NCBI's taxonomy places the organism in Eukaryota, Metazoa, Chordata, Mammalia, Rodentia, Cricetidae. Gene Ontology annotation, cellular component: Golgi apparatus. The record is from RefSeq and is a predicted model, not a curated record. The transcript has 3 exons. Gene Ontology annotation, biological process: Golgi organization. Bases 101 to 1018 code for a protein of 305 amino acids.